AUGGCGGAAGAGAAGAGCUUCAAAUACGUAAUCGUUGGAGCUGGUGUCUCUGCCGGUUAUGCAGCUAGAGAGUUUGCCAUUCCGGACCUAAAGCAUGGUGAACUAGCAAUCAUUUCCAAUGAACCAGUGCCUCCUUACGAGCGUCCUGAGCUAACCAAGGGAUAUAUCGAAUUCAAGACCAAUACGAAUCUUGCAAAGGACUAUGUUUGUGGUGAAACUGGAGAACAGAGGCAGUGCCCUCAAUGGUACAAAGACAAAGGUAUCGAAAUGAUUUUAAGCACAGAGAUAGUCAAAGCAGAUCUUGCUGCGAAGAGUCUUGUCAGUAGCCAUGGGAAAAUCUUCAAAUACCAAAAUUUGAUAGUUGCAACUGGCUCUACCUGUUCAAGAUUUUCAGAAUUUGGCGUCCAAGACGCAAAUGCUAAGAAUAUAUUCUACCUAAGAGACACAAAGGAUCUUGAUCAGCUCGCAUUAACAAUGGAAACAAAGAAGAAGAGAACGGUCGUGGUGAUUGGCGGCGGAUACAUAGGGUUUGAAAUCAGUGCUUCACUAAGGGUCAACAACUACGAUGUCACCAUGAUUUUUCCAGAACCCUGGAUAAUGCAUCAGAUUUUCACCGCUGAGAUCGCUUCCUUCUACCAAGGUUAUUAUGAGGACAAGGGAAUCAAAAUCAUCAAGAGUACUAGAGCCACUGGAUUCAAUACCAACUCAAACGGAGAGGUCACGGAGGUGAAACUAGACGAUGGAAGAACCCUAGAAGCUGACAUCGUGAUCGUAGAUAUCGGUGGUACACCGAUGACAUCGAUCUUCAGAGGCCAAGUCGAAGAAGAUAAAGGUGGAAUAAAGACUGAUGGAUUCUUCAAAACGAGCAUCUCCGAUGUAUACGCCAUUGGAGAUGUCGCUACAUUCCCCAUGAAACGCUAUGGCGAUAUGAGACGCGUAGAACACGUUGAUCAUGCUCGCAAAUCCGCUGAACAUGCAGUCAAGGCAAUUAAGGCGGCUGAGGAAGGAAAGUUGAUCCAAGAGUAUGAUUAUUUCCCUUUCUUAUACUCUCGAGCCUUUGAUCUGUCGUGGCAAUUCUACGGAGACAAUGUGGGACAAUCCGUACUGUUCGGAGACAAUGAUCCGAAAUCUCCAAAGCCAAAGUUUGGGACGUAUUGGGUUAAAGACGGUAAAGUUGUGGGAGCGUUUCUAGAAGGGGGAGUUAUGGAAGAGAACAAGGCCAUUGCUAGAGUGGCAAGAACACAACCUUCUGUUGGUAGUCUUGAGGUGUUGUCCAAUGUUGGAGAGUUGCUUAUUGGAUCAAGGUUUAACAGAAAUAGGGUCUUAGUUCCUUGCCGUAUUUAA
Microthlaspi erraticum is the source of this 1344-nucleotide messenger RNA. The record is from the annotation of a GenBank genome assembly. NCBI's taxonomy places the organism in Eukaryota, Viridiplantae, Streptophyta, Magnoliopsida, Brassicales, Brassicaceae.